ACCUGCUACUCCGUAAAGGUCAGGGAGGGAAGGUUUCCGUGCACUUCCAAGCUUCCGUGAAGGAGGGUUCUUGGAAAAUGAGAAAUUGGGUUUGUAUUAUUCUCAGUGCAAAUAUUUCACCAAUUCUCCCUUUUGGACAGCCAAAGAGAAGGGUCUCUAAAUCGUCAACUUUCGCGACGCUCCCUCACUCUGAGCUCCAAGAAGUGAAGCGUGGAGGCCAAGGACUACAUUUCCCAGAAUGCAUUGAAUCUGACCCGGAAGUUUAAGUUCCGAGCUCUGAAAGACUUGUAGCGAGUGAAAAUUUGCAUAAUAUAUGCCUAAAAAUAUACAUUUAAAAAUAGACGUAAAGCAUACAUAGAUACACACGAAAUGUAUUUUUCUUGCUGUUAGCGAAUGUCUUCUUGCCUCGAUGGGAGUCAUUUUUCAGAAACAGCGGCUUCUUGAGGCCACAGAGCAAUUUCCCGGACCUGGAGAGGCGUCAGAGGCGUGAUCCAGGUCAGACAGCGGAGGUCAGAGGGCCGAAUUGGCGGGAGAAUGGGUUCGUGGUCCACGGUCUGAGGCUGCGGUGGCUCUUCGAGGAGUAACGUGAGGAUUCUUUCUCUUCUGGAAGCAGACAGGACCAAAACAUAGGCAGUGCCAAAGUGGUGACAGAAGAAAUCUUAGGAGAAAGUAUUUUUGCCUUGUACUUGGGAGAACUGCUGGACCUACCAUGGCUCCUGUAAAGAUUAGCCACGUGGUAUCAUUUUCCUCUCAGGAUCCCAAGUAUCCUGUGGAGAACUUGCUGAACCCAGACAGUCCAAGGGGACCUUGGCUCAGCUGCCCUCAGGACAAGAGUGGGCAACUGAAAGUAGAACUCCAGCUGGAGAGGGUAGUGCCCAUUGGCUACAUUGAUGUGGGUAACUGUGGCUGUGCUUUCCUGCAAAUUGAUGUGGGCCGUUCUUCCUGGUCCCUGGACAGACCUUUUGUUACCCUGCUCCCUGCAACCAUGCUCAUGUCCUUAGCUGAUUCAAAGCAGGGGAAAAACCGCUCAAGUGUCCGCAUGUUUAAGGAUGGUGAUUUCCUGGCUCCAGCCUCAGGUGAGUCAUGGGAUCGACUUCGCCUGACCUGCUCCCAACCAUUCACACGUCAGCAGUCUUUUGGCCUGGCCUUCCUCCGGGUGUGUUCCUCCCUGGACUCCUUAGAUGACCCUGUGAGGGCUCCCUCAGCCCCCGAGAGCUCUAGGCUGAGCCAGGGUUCUGAUGCUCAGGAGUCUGGUCCCAGUCCCUGGCUUGCUAAUCCUUCCAUUCGGAGGACAUUCUUCCCAGAUCCUCAGACGAGCACCAAGGACAAUUCAGAGCUUAGGGAUAUCCUAAAGCACCUGCAGCCAGGGUCUUUGGGACGUUCAGCCCGCAUGGUGCUUUCAGCUGCCCGCAGGGUACCCCCUGCGAGUGUGGCAAACACAAAAACCAGCCACGUGGAACCAGGUCCCAGUCACCCAGCCAGCGCAGAGCUCAGACCAGAGGAGCAAAACUCCGUGAAUGAUGUGGGCAGGACAAAGAGACGGAAGGUACAAGCCCACAGGCCUUUAUCCAGCUCGAACUCGAGGCCCAACCAGAGGAGGACAGCAAAGGCAGGUCAGAGAGAACACCACCGACCCCAGGCUCAAAGCAGUGAGGUCCAGGACAGUGCACAGUGCCCCGUUUGUGCAGGCUCCUUCAGCACCGAGGUUCUUCCCUGGCAUGCUGCCACUUGUGGAGAGACCUCCCUGCCUCUCCCAGCCUCGCCCUCCUCAUCACCAUCUUCAUCGCAGUCCGUGCUAUGGGUGUCCUCCCCAGAGAGCUCACCACCCGCUUCCUGGGUCCAGUGCCCUAUAUGCCAGUUGUGGUUCUUAGCAGGAGAAAUAGAAGAACAUGCCAGCACAUGUGGGGAGGUCCCACAGACAUGAGCCAGGAAGUCCUAUGGUUUUGGCCUCCCCACCCUCUAUGACUGACACUGGGGCGUGGACCUCACAACAACUGAGAAGAGCUGAUAAUGCCAAGCUGCCCUCUCUUCUCUCCACUGGUUCCCUCAGGACUCUGCCUGAGGGCACAUCUGGGCCCAACCUGGUCUCCACUCCCAAUUGUCAAGGCUUCUGUCGCUAUGGCACCCUAUUCUCCCAAGACCACUCCAUCCUUUUCCCCUUUGUAACUUCUGGGUUAGAACUGGUGAUCUCUCUAGGGCUUCGGGACACAAUCCAGAAUGCCUUCCUCUCAGUGAGUGAUGCACACCCUCAUGUUCGUUUUCCUGAAAGGAAAACUGAGACCCAGUGAAACAAAAGGACUGCCUAGCAAAUAAGAUCUUGUGGUAUA
Messenger RNA from Canis lupus familiaris (dog), 2327 nucleotides. RefSeq names its product Xrcc1 N-terminal domain containing 1 (gene XNDC1). NCBI's taxonomy places the organism in Eukaryota, Metazoa, Chordata, Mammalia, Carnivora, Canidae. Gene Ontology annotation, cellular component: nucleus. The record is from RefSeq and is marked validated. Gene Ontology annotation, biological process: single strand break repair; base-excision repair. Gene Ontology annotation, molecular function: damaged DNA binding.